Messenger RNA from Kwoniella mangroviensis CBS 8507, 1563 nucleotides. RefSeq lists its product as uncharacterized. The coding region runs from base 1 to 1563 and encodes 520 amino acids. Lineage: Eukaryota; Fungi; Basidiomycota; Tremellomycetes; Tremellales; Cryptococcaceae. Gene Ontology annotation, cellular component: cytosol. The record is from RefSeq and is a predicted model, not a curated record. The transcript has 9 exons.
AUGAAAGACCUGGUAACUGCAUUAUCACUAGGAGCAGAAGCUAUUCUAAGAUCCGACGAAGGGUGUUUGGACAUAGCGAAAGAGACGGAGGAAGUAGCCAGGUAUAUAGCACAUAAUCUGGAUGAGAGAGAAGAAUUAGUGAAUAUCGACGAUGAGAAGACCAUAUUCGAAGCAUUAUCGACAUUUUGGGAUGGUCUAGCGCAAUCUUUCGAUCCUAGUCAAGCGGCCUAUAACGAUAGGAAAGGAUGGGCAUCAGAGGAUUCGAGGAUCCAACUUGCUUUGGCAUUAGGUAAAUUGGAGAGGAAUUUGAUAGCUGCAUUACAGCCAUUCCAGAAUAGAGCUGAACAACAUGAAGUAUCGAUAAGAAGGUCGAUAUUCAAUAUCACAACCUUUGUUCGAAUUGAAGAUCAUAAAUUUUUCACACUCCGAUCGGUACUUGCCCAACUACUAUGUAAUCUAAUUUCGCCAUCUCCCUCUCAAUCAGGUGCAGAUCGUAUGGCGGAUAAAUACCUUAGAGUGUAUCUUUCAGGACGAAGAGAGGACGAUGUGAUAAUACGUCUACUCGACUCAAGGGAUACAAAGACAAAUCACGCUACUUUACAUCUACUCAACAACAUGGUGAAAGAUAAUGAAGCUAGAUUGAAAUUGCUCCUGUCAGAGCCAGGUAUAAGGUGGUUAUCCAAGAUUUUAAAUCGGAUGGACGAAUGGGUAGAGAUCCAUGAUGGGUUAUUUGAACUUGGUGCAUCAAUAUUCAAUUCCAUCAUUGAUCUUUCCCUCCAUCCUCAACUAUUCGACCUCCUUGGCACGACCUCAGAAGUGAUCACACCUUCUCAGACCGUCUUACUAAAAAUACUCGACUCUCACUUAUCAUCUUCCCCCCUGUCAUCUCCUUCUCCAAGUCCACAUUCGUUCCUCAUCCCGCUCUUCCACAAUUUAGCGAGGUACACAAUCAUAAGUAUCAAUUCAGGACAGGAUGAUCCGAGGUUGCCUAAGGUGUUUGAAGGGUUGAUAUUGGUUUGUGAAGGGCUGAGUGCUAUUGGUCUAUCGGUUCAGGCUAUGAAAGAUUCCAAGGAAGUUAUAGAUGAUGAUUUAGGGGGAGAUGAGGCUAUGGUAAAGGUGAUGAAGAGCGGUAAGGACGGAGGAGAGGGAGUGGUCAAACCCUCUAUAGAACUGCUACGCUCCCUAGACACGUUCUUCCCCCGUAUCAAUCCUCGAAUACAAUCUACCUCGUCCGCGACAAUCACACCAAUAUCAGAAGAAUUGAAACCGUUCUCCAAUCUAAAACGGAAUAUAGUCCAAUUACUCGGUGUGCUUACUUUCGACGAUACCUCUGUGGGAGAUCAAGUCAGAGAAUGUGAAGGUGUACAGUUGAUUUUGGGAAUGACGGAGAUCGACGAUAAUAAUCCUUACCUGCGUGAACACGCUCUUUUUUGCGUGCGGAAUCUCAUGCUUAAUAACCCCGAGAAUCAGGCGAUAAUAACACAAAUGAAUCCUGUUGGAGUCCUCUCACCGGAGAACGGCGAGAUCUUACCUGUGCCAGAGAAGAUGAGGAAGAAGCCAUAG